ACCUGACAAGUGGAAGACUCGAUUUUUACAUCAAAAUGAUGCUGAUAUGGGUUGUUCAUACUAAAUGACAUAACAUAAAUAAUAAAUGACAUCACUCAGUGAACACCAUAUAACAAACAUCUACCUUUCAUUUGCUGUUCGGGAGGUGUUGUAAUGGACCUAGAAUCCAAGGCUGUGUAGGUGUGGAUUUGUUUUUGACAUCAUGGGUUGUGGAGGAUCCAGGACAGAUGUGUUGGAGCCGAGAUAUAUGGAGAGCUGGACUAAAGAGACAGAGUCCACCUGGCUGACCAGCACGGACACAGACAUACCCCUGUCCUCCAUCCAGAGCAUCCCCUCGGAAAACUCUUCAGAGGUGGGCUUCCCAUCAGAGAAGACUGCCAACCUUGAUCUCUUUGAUGAUGGUCUGCCUUCUCCAGCUCAGGCAUAUCUGAAAGUGUGUUCUGCCAUGUCUGAGGUGGGUCUGAAUGACAUGAAAACUGGCAGCACCCCUGCAAUCCUCUCUUCUCAAGAACAGGAAGUGCUGUCUUCUUCUGGUAGCACAGUGCAGAGGAGAAGCAUGUUACGAACUGAGGAAAUAACCAAAUGGCAGGACAGCCGGAUGUCCACCAAGCAAGUGACCAUCACUGUGACUCAAAGCAUCCGGCAGGUGGACAAGAGCGGAAAGAUCAAGGAAACUUCACAAAUCACCUAUGAGGUCAUGAAACCGGUGGAUGGUUUGAUGGACGCAGCAGUUGACUCAAUGACUUCACCCAAGACCUCAUAAAGACUGUAUCUUGGAUUUCUGGAAAGCUUUGGUGAAGAUGUCAUGGACCAAAGAAGUAAAAAGCAGGGAUGACCUAAAUGAAGAAGUUCAUCAGUGCUGUGAUUAACGGGUUAAUAUCUAUUUUUAUGUACACCUUUUCUCUGUAAUGUCUUUGUCAAAAUGUUUUUUUGUUUUGUUUUGAUGCCUACGAAAAGAAUCUUAGUAAAAGGAUCUACUGUACAUACACUGAAAGCACAGGAUAGAUCAGGAAGGGCAAUCGACAGAUGAGCACUUAACAACUGGCUGAUUGAUUUUGUGAAAAGUGUAAAAAUUAUACUUAAAUAGUUUAAAACAUACCAACAACACAUGUUUGUCCCAGAAAAAAAGGUGGCUUGAAGUUGAAGCUUUAAUUUUGAUUUUGGAUUCGAAAAUCAGGGCUCUUACUACCACCACACUAUUGUUGCCUUCAGGUUUUUAGGGUAUAAGCGCAAACAUUUAUUCAAAACCUAAUUACAGUUUCUGUAGCAAGCUAGCACUACUGCGAAAGGUAGUGUGCAAGAAUAUAAAGCAGCUCUGUUUUGUUAUUCCAGUAUUGUUUGAUAUAUCACUGCUUUACUCACUGGAAGAUGAUAUUUAUUGUUGAGUUAUUAAAUCUCUAUUGGAAGCACAUAAUAACUAUUACUGUAUCCUAAUCUUUCUCUUGCUUCACUCUCUGAAUUAACAUUUUACAAUAA
Molecule: messenger RNA, 1476 nt
Organism: Sinocyclocheilus rhinocerous
Lineage: Eukaryota; Metazoa; Chordata; Actinopteri; Cypriniformes; Cyprinidae
Product: brain and acute leukemia cytoplasmic protein-like
Exons: 3
Coding region: 203-763 (186 amino acids)
Cellular component (GO): cytoplasm
Source: RefSeq, a predicted model, not a curated record